Molecule: messenger RNA, 951 nt
Organism: Tuber melanosporum (Perigord truffle)
Lineage: Eukaryota; Fungi; Ascomycota; Pezizomycetes; Pezizales; Tuberaceae
Exons: 1
Coding region: 222-497 (91 amino acids)
Source: RefSeq, a predicted model, not a curated record
AGUGUUUAAUGUUGGACAAUGGCUCCAAUGUUGGAGCCAUUGCCUAUAUUGGACAUGAACUCGUGGGGGGGGGCGGAGGAUAGGCUCGGGGGAAUGACUGAUUCAUGGGAUUGUUGGAAUUUUAUCUGAAAGCUACGUUUGGGGGGUUAGGACGGAGUAUUGGGGAGCCGGGGUUAACGCUCAGAGAAUUACAUCUCUCGCGCGCUGGAUACGCUGCAAGAAUGGCGGAUGCUUGGCUGGGCAAGGCGUACGGAAUUGCGGGCUGUGAAAAUUCGAACGGAUACGAUUCUGGUCACUUGCUUUCAGACUGCCGAAACCGUGGUGACAGUGGAGCUCGAUCAUUGCGGAUACCUAGUGACAGAAGAUUCCGGUUGGGUGGAAAGUGCGAAAUGCUCGUCGAAAACCGAGUGACUAAUGGUGAUCCUAGAGCCUUGGGUCCAAUGGACAAUAUCUGGUCCUACGAACACCAACAUAAGCGAAAGCCUGCAGGGGUAUGAUACGGGAAUGAGAAUGAGCCUAGUGGGUGUUGCGACCAGCGAGCCCUAUUUGCAUCAAUGUCAGAAUUUUAUCCUCCUCACCCUACGAGUAUAUUGACCUGAUUGAUGCGGGAAAACUUUAUCAUCAAUGCUUAUCAAUCAGGAAAAAUCUCUUAUCGGAGGCCUUAUCUCCGGAGGGUUAUGGCUACGGUAUUUUCACCGGAUCAAGUUGUUGUUUGAAUGCCGAUCCAACCUGAGGUUCCGGUGGGAAAUCAAUGGUAGACUAGGGCUCAGACGCAGUCUCACCCCGGCGCUAGAUCCCGGUAUCUCCGUGGUGGAAGUUUCCCAACCUUGGAGGGGCAUGGGGAAGCAGGAAUACCGUACUGGUACAGCACAGUUCCCCAAUGGGGAUCAGUAAUAGGUAUUUUUUUGCUACCCUGCUUUGGCGGGUUCAGCCCGCCAAAUAUCCCUAUUU